AAGGCAGGAAGCAACAUGGAUGAGCUCGAUCUGCUGUUGGAAGAGCUGGCCCUGAAUGCAGAUGCCACAAAGACUGUCAAAGAAAACGUGGGGAAUGUUGCAGUCGAUGUCGAGGUGCCCGGUGUAGGCCACACUCGACUCAACAAGAAGGACAAAGGCCCCUCAAAUGUCUACAGUGAUCUCCCAGCUCCUGUGGCAGCUUCUGAGGAACCUGACUCACCCACCAAGGAGCUGGACUCCAUCUUGCAAGCUAUGAUGAGUCUGGGAGAAGAGGAUGCAGCGUCUUCACCAACCCCACCAUCACUCUCACAGAAGAAGUCGGUGAAAAGAAAAACAGAGUGCGAGCAGCAGCACAACCAGGAGAGCAGCAGCUCAGCCGGUUCAGACGCUCAGACCAAGAAAACCGACACCAUAGAUGACCUGCUCGGGGGACUGAGCUCUGACCUGGAGAAGAUUGGCGUUCGCACCACAGCCAAGGGCCACUGUGCUUCCUGCAACAAAUGCAUUGUGGGAAAGAUGAUCACAGCGCUAGGUGCAGUGUGGCACCCUGAACACUUUGUGUGUUCGGUUUGUAAGACGGAGCUGAGCACCACAGGCUUCUUUGAGAGAGACGGUCAGCCGUACUGUGACAAAGACUACCAGCACCUCUUCUCUCCUCGCUGUGCUUAUUGCAAGGGGCCCAUUUUGCAGAACAUCCUGACAGCCCUGGACCAGACCUGGCACCCCGAGCACUUCUUCUGCAUGCACUGUGGAGACAGGUUCGGACCUGAAGGUUUCCUCGAGAAGGACGGGAAGCCAUAUUGUUGCAGGGACUUCUACCAGCUCUUUGCUCCCAAGUGCUCUGGCUGUGGGGAGUCGGUGAAGGAGAACUACCUGACGGCAGCCAAUGGCACCUGGCAUCCAGAGUGCUUCGUCUGCGCAGACUGUCUGAAGCCUUUCAACGACGGCUGCUUCAUGGAGCUGGACGGUCGCCCCCUCUGCUCGCUGCACUUCCACUCCAGGCAGGGCACCCUGUGCGGCGGCUGCAGCGAGCCCAUCACGGGCCGCUGCAUCUCCGCUCUCGAUCGCAAGUUUCACCCCGAGCACUUUGUGUGCGCCUUCUGUCUGCGGCAGCUCAACCAGGGCAUCUUCAAGGAGCAGACAGGGAAGCCGUACUGCACGGCCUGCUUCAACAAACUCUUUGUGUGAGGCGCGCAGGAUGCAAACACACAAAAAAUGCAAAGGAAAACAAACUGUAUCACUGCCAUUGUUGAAAUUAGGCAACUAUGCUAUUCUUAUUUGCAUUGGUACAGAAAAGGAACUCUUCACAUUUCACUCUCAGGUGAUUUUUGGAUACAGAUAUGAUCAAUUACAUGGUUAAGUAGGAUGGGGAAUGAGCUGUAAAUGCAAACAUUGUGCCAUAAUUAAUGACAUGGUUAUAAAACACAAGGGAUAUACUUGUUUCUUAUUUUAAAGGUAUUGAAAAAACUUUUCACAUGUGAAUUUUUGAUGGUUCUGUUGCUGACACAGGAUUUCAUACAUCACAAUUACAUAAAAUAUAUACACAGGGAAAGAAAAAUUCAGAGGUUCAGGUUUAAUCCGUGGUUUCCACUGAGCUAUCCUCAGUUUGCCGUAAGUCUUGGCAGAGCGGAGCCACUCCAGCAGUUCGUCAAGGGGCUUGUCUAUUUGGCCUGAUAGCUUGUAUUGGCAUAGAAGUGGGACUGGCCUGGAGUCAAUGUGCCAGGCCGAGGCUCCCCUUACUCUCACUGACCGCUUGGCCCUUUCACACGCCCUGGAUUUAGACAAGCUUCAUACUCGACACAAGCUCCUUUAUAGCAGCUCGUGGAAGAUUGAUGAAGGGGCUGAGGUGAACAACGGUGGUUUCAGGAGGUGAGGAGUUCCUUCACAUCCCAACAUCUCGUCAGCAACUCCAUGUGACCGUCGCGGCACAAAUCGACCACAGAGUGCUUUAAAGCUUUGGAGAAAAAAUAACUGUGGUGAUGUGAUAUUUUUUUUAUUGUUGCCUUACACUGUAUAAUAUGUCAGGUUGAGCAAACUUGCGAAACUUGCAUCCAAGUCGGGACAAAGAUCCACAAAAGGAAAUAUUCUAACAAUAUCUCUAUAUCUAAAUGUCAGUUUUGUUGUCAGCUCUUCAGAAUCAUAUCAUAGCGAAAUCUGUGUUUUACACUUGUAGAUAUUUCAGCUGCACAAAUCUCAACAAGGUCUGUAACCCAAUUAACUUAAGCACAGGUAUAUGCACACAGCUACAAAGUUCAUAUUGUAUCCCUUGUUUUAUGUGUCUGAUUUUGCAGCAGGAUACCCUUCUUCAAUUUAAAUAAAUUGAAUAUUCCAUCGA
Molecule: messenger RNA, 2335 nt
Organism: Limanda limanda (common dab)
Lineage: Eukaryota; Metazoa; Chordata; Actinopteri; Pleuronectiformes; Pleuronectidae
Gene: lpxn
Product: leupaxin
Exons: 9
Coding region: 16-1188 (390 amino acids)
Biological process (GO): muscle structure development; actin cytoskeleton organization
Cellular component (GO): stress fiber; adherens junction; filamentous actin
Molecular function (GO): actin binding; muscle alpha-actinin binding
Source: RefSeq, a predicted model, not a curated record